GGGAGAGCACUGCGCAUGCGCGCCAUCGCGAGACAGUCCCGCCGCUCAUCCGGGGGGGGGCCCUCGCGCAGGCGCAGUAGACCCCCAGCGGCAACCCGGAAGGGCUCCUUUGGCCCACAAUCCACUGCGCGCUCCUUUCCGGCCUGCGCCCGGGCAGGUGUUGCUCAAAUGGCUCCUGCAAAGAAAGGUGGUGAGAAGAAGAAGGGACGAUCUGCCAUCAAUGAGGUGGUAACUAGGGAAUAUACGAUUAACAUUCACAAACGGAUCCAUGGAGUGGGCUUCAAGAAACGAGCACCACGUGCUCUCAAAGAGAUCCGAAAAUUUGCUAUGAAGGAGAUGGGUACUCCUGAUGUUCGCAUCGACACCAGAUUGAACAAAGCAGUCUGGGCUAAAGGAAUAAGGAAUGUUCCUUACCGAAUCCGUGUGCGUUUGUCCAGAAAACGCAAUGAGGAUGAAGAUUCACCAAACAAGCUGUACACUCUGGUUACCUAUGUACCAGUCACAACCUUCAAAGGUCUACAGACAGUCAAUGUGGAUGAAAAUUAAACUUGAAUUUCAUUACAAUAAAACUGUAAAAACAA
Messenger RNA from Dromaius novaehollandiae (emu), 581 nucleotides. It is a transcript of the gene RPL31, whose product is annotated as ribosomal protein L31. NCBI's taxonomy places the organism in Eukaryota, Metazoa, Chordata, Aves, Casuariiformes, Dromaiidae. The transcript is spliced from 5 exons. The record is from RefSeq and is a predicted model, not a curated record. Gene Ontology annotation, cellular component: ribosome; cytosolic large ribosomal subunit. Gene Ontology annotation, biological process: cytoplasmic translation. The coding region runs from base 16 to 546 and encodes 176 amino acids. Gene Ontology annotation, molecular function: structural constituent of ribosome.